Messenger RNA from Clarias gariepinus (North African catfish), 1308 nucleotides. It is a transcript of the gene gdf3, whose product is annotated as growth differentiation factor 3. Lineage: Eukaryota; Metazoa; Chordata; Actinopteri; Siluriformes; Clariidae. The transcript is spliced from 2 exons. The record is from RefSeq and is a predicted model, not a curated record. Gene Ontology annotation, molecular function: growth factor activity; cytokine activity. Bases 173 to 1258 code for a protein of 361 amino acids. Gene Ontology annotation, cellular component: extracellular region. Gene Ontology annotation, biological process: BMP signaling pathway; SMAD protein signal transduction.
CAAAGCCUACCUGUGCGUCUCAUUUGCAUAACCAAUUACUUCCGGAUUUGUUAGCGCGCCUUUGUCUUGUCCACCAAUCACAGGUCGCGCGUCGUGCUUUUAGAAACUCAGCGGCCUGGCCAACGGUGAAAGUGCUUACAGGUCGAAGGACAUUGAAGCGUUGUUUAAUAAUAUGGCUGUUUUAAAGUUUUUAUUUCUGUUGUCGUUUUGUAUGGUUGUGAGAACAGAGAACGCGCACAUCCAAGAACGGCUGUUUUUAAGAUCGCUUGGGCUUUUAAGUCGACCGAGACCGUCAGCUCAUGGCCCAGUGCCUUCAGUGUUGUGGAAAAUUUUCAAAAAGGCUGAGAAAAGGCGCGAGCUGGAUGCAUGCACCGUCCCAGAGUAUGGAGUAAAGGGAAACAUCGUCAGAUAUCUGCUGGAUCAAGGCAGGGUGAUUACUGACUCCAGCAGUGGUUGUCCCGCGUGCGUGGAGCACCAUCUGUAUUUUAAUAUGUCUGCACUCGAGGAUGUUGAGCAGCUUUCGCUGGCCCAGUUGGAAGUGAAGUUUAAACACGACUCGUUUCCCGCGACACGAAAAGACCUCGCCUUCAACAUGCACAUCUACGGAGUCGUACGAAGUGCGUUAAAGGGCAUGGCGCAUGAACCCAGUCGCAGGCUGCUGCUCUCGCAGUCUGUUGAGUUCACCCCAGGCACGAUCCGAGUCAAUCUGACUGAUCUGGCAGAGUCGUGGAGACGACCAGGUAAAAACUACGGCAUUGUGCUGGCAUUACAGGCCACUCGUCUGAGCAACGAGCUGGAUCAGAACUGCAAGGCGGAAAUCACGGAUCAAGGUCACAUGGAGAUGCCGGAGCUGAUUGCGUCGCUCGUGGUCGUUUCUUUGAACCCCCAGCAGUGCGGAUCAAGGAAGAAGCGCAGCGCGUAUUACUUGCCCGUCACGCCCAGCAACGUGUGCAAACCCAGACGCCUCUACAUCGACUUUAAAGACGUGGGCUGGCAGGACUGGAUCAUCGCGCCCCAAGGAUACGUGGCUAAUUACUGCCACGGAGAGUGUCCCUUUCCUCUGAGUGAGAGCUUGAACGGGACUAACCACGCCAUCCUGCAGACCCUGGUGCACUCAUUUGACCCGAAAGGAACUCCUCAGCCGUGCUGCGUCCCCAUCAAACUGUCCCCAAUCUCCAUGCUGUACUACGAUAAUAACGACAACGUGGUGCUCAGGCAUUAUGAAGACAUGGUGGUGGAUGAAUGUGGUUGUAGAUGAAAAGUUGUUUCUUUUAUAUGAAUACAAUAAACUUAUUUUUUUGUGUACAA